GAAAUUCCAUUUUCCAUUCGCGCACACAACGUGAAAGUCGUCAAACGUUGUUCGCUGUUUUCCUAACCGUAGCGCAUUUACCUGCUGCUAACGUGUUUUCUCUCUGGAUAUCACUUGGUUCUUGUUGAAUCAUCAAGCCAAGGGUUAUAAAAGUUCACGGUGAAACCGCGUCACUAUAUAAACUGCAGUGAAGAAGCGUCGCACAAUUUUGACUUGACAAUAUGGCUGCAGCGUUCAUCUCGAUUGUGGUUUUCGUUCUUUUUCAGUCAUGCACAUGUGCCAACUUCAAAAUACCUCCUAACCCUCUCCUGGAAAGCGCUGAGGGCAUGAAGUGUCUGUACGAGGAUUCAGUCUACAAUCCGUGGCAGCGUUUUGUUAAUGAGAAGUGUACUGGGUACUGCACUUGUAACGGGAGGAGUGGUGACGUGGGAUGUGUUUCUUUGUGUCCUCCAAGCCCCGUACCUUGGUGCUCCCAGGGAGAGCUCCCUGAGACCCGCAAUGAACCGGUUCCGGAUAUUCUUGACCCACUAGGCAGAUGUAGUUGCAAGCGAAAGUCUUGUAACCCACGUCCUAACCUUCCGCCUCCGCCUCCCCUUGGGGGAUCUAUGGAACAUCACGUCAUCCCAGAGUGCAGAGGCCGCGUUCCAAAUGAAUGGUUUAUAAACGAGAAGUGCACUGGACGGUGUCGUUGCCGGUUGAGUGGCAUCGUUUGUGUUUCUCUCUGUGCACAGAUGAGAGUCAAAUGCUCUUCAGAUGCCGAGAUGGAAACCUAUGACCAGCCAAUGGAUGAUGUGGGCCGAUGCACGUGCAAGCGAGAGAGAUGCGUGGAAAAAAUCGGGGUCUGAUUGCAACUUUGAUGGCCAGAAUCCGGCAACAUGUCGUGAUCAAUAGUUUUUGUUAAGAAUGAAGAAAGCAGUUACAAUUAGAACAGCAGACAUUGUAGUAUGUAAUAAUAGUCAUAGCUUAGUGCGUUCAGCCCUGCGUAGCUAUGUUAAAUAUCAAAUAUUAUCAAGUAUGUUAUCGUCAUGAUUUGAUUAAUCACUUAAUUAGGUUAUACUCUGAAGUUUAUCAGGACACGCGGACAUGAUGACUUUACCUGUUUCUCUUGAUUAGCUUUAUAAUUGAUGACGGAUGUAUUCCUGUUAAAUGAAAAUAAAAAAUGCAAGGUAGCCCGAA
Orbicella faveolata is the source of this 1176-nucleotide messenger RNA. RefSeq lists its product as uncharacterized. Lineage: Eukaryota; Metazoa; Cnidaria; Anthozoa; Scleractinia; Merulinidae. The record is from RefSeq and is a predicted model, not a curated record.